This is a messenger RNA of Pieris macdunnoughi, 423 nucleotides long. The record is from the annotation of a GenBank genome assembly. Lineage: Eukaryota; Metazoa; Arthropoda; Insecta; Lepidoptera; Pieridae.
AUGAUACCAGCUUUGCGACGACCAAAAGUUUUAACAUCAAACAAUUCUCCGAUAAAGUUUAUGAUACUAACAUUAAAGAAUGGUAAAAAGUUAGUCGUCUCGUCGGAUUCUUUCCAUAGUAUAAUGAACAUAGAACACAAGUAUAAUUGUAUGGUAUGCAAAACAGAAUUUGAUUUCGACGAUGAACAUAAAGCAAACCACAAGAAACUAGAAACUCACAAGCAAAAAUUAACUUUAUAUCCGCAUAAGGAAGAUUUUGAAGAAAAUUUGAUACGUCAGCUGGAUACUGAGACAUGCUACUGCACAAUAUGUGGUGUUUCUUUGUCAACACAUUCACUGAUGAGGCACCUGUCAGCUGGAGUUCACAAGAUGGAACUAAUAAAAGCAAAGAACAGAGCAUAUACCUACAAACCUUUAGAAUAA